Molecule: messenger RNA, 1229 nt
Organism: Gamsiella multidivaricata
Lineage: Eukaryota; Fungi; Mortierellomycota; Mortierellomycetes; Mortierellales; Mortierellaceae
Product: putative peptidase
Exons: 4
Coding region: 46-1104 (352 amino acids)
Molecular function (GO): hydrolase activity
Source: RefSeq, a predicted model, not a curated record
CCUAAAUCACUUCUCUUCUUUCUCCAUCGCCGAACUCAACUCACCAUGACUACUAAGGAAUCCGCCCAAGAACUUCUCGAAUUUCACAAGGGCCUUGUGUCGAUCUCCUGCAUCACCGAGAACGAGUCUCCUUGCACCGAGUUCCUGCAUAAGCACCUCACCCAGCUCGGUUAUACCGUCGAGUUACAAAAAAUCGCGCCCGGUCGUGAGAACGUUCUCGCGUACCUUGGUAAGGGUCGCAACCCGACGAUUCUCUUCAACACCCAUAUUGAUGUCGUCCCUCCCUAUAUUGAGUAUCGUGAGGAUGAGGAGAAUGUUUAUGGACGCGGGUCCAGUGAUGCCAAGGGAUCCAUGGCUGCACAGGUCCAGGCGGUCGAGGAAUUGAGGAAGGAGGGGAAGGUCAAGGAAGGGGACAUUGGGUUCUUGUUUGUCGUAGGCGAAGAAGUUGAUCAUAUAGGCAUGGUCAAAGCCAAUGAUUUGGGAUUGACCCCGGAGUAUCUCAUUGUUGGAGAACCCACAGAGUCCAGACUGGCCCUGGGUCACAAGGGAGUCUUGCGUCUCAACAUUAGCAUCGAGGGCAAAGCAGCGCACAGCGGGUACCCUGAGCUUGGAAUCAGUGCCAACGACAAGCUAAUCGAUUUGCUCUACAAGCUGAAGAACUUGGAUCUCCCCGAGGACGACUAUUUUGGCCAGACCACCCUAAACAUCGGAAUGAUCAAUGGAGGACUCGCUGCCAACAUCGUUCCCGCGUUCGCGACUGCCGGCAUCUCCUUCCGUAUCGCCACCUCAACGCAGGAGGUCCUGGACAUGGUUGAGAAGGUCAUCCCCAAAAAGCAACAGCUCCAGGAUAAGAUUACGAUCGAACGCCUGACCUGCUGGGAGCCCGUUCGCUGCCAUUCUGUCCCCGGUUUCGAGACCUUCGUUGCCAACUACUUCACGGACAUCCCGUCCUUCUUGACCGCAAAGCAUUCUUUGCUCUAUGGCCCUGGAAGCAUUCUGUGCGCACACGCGCCACAUGAGUACAUCAACAAGAAGGAGCUGAUUGCCGCAGUGGGCAGCUACAAGGAUAUUGUCUUGAAGCUAUUUGCAGAGCAUAAGCAAUAGAGAGAUCUCCGGCUCUAUACGACAGUGCUUGUCCCCAUUAUAAAUAAAUACACAAGGGUGUUUUCUACAACAGUGAGUACUCAAGUCCGGUAGAUGGUUGCCUUAUGUUCGAUGUAAUGAAAGAG